Messenger RNA from Penicillium antarcticum, 2604 nucleotides. RefSeq names its product beta-glucosidase. Bases 1 to 2604 code for a protein of 867 amino acids. Lineage: Eukaryota; Fungi; Ascomycota; Eurotiomycetes; Eurotiales; Aspergillaceae. The transcript has 3 exons. Gene Ontology annotation, biological process: glucan catabolic process. The record is from RefSeq and is a predicted model, not a curated record. Gene Ontology annotation, molecular function: beta-glucosidase activity.
AUGGCUCCUUGGGCACAUCUAGCUCUAGUCACUCUUUUCACCCCGCUUCUGGCCUCCCCAGUCAGCGAAUCCGAGUCUUUAAUCAACCAAAAGCGCGCAGCAGCAGGAUAUGAAUCGCCUCCGUAUUAUCCCACUCCUCCUGGAGGAUGGAUAUCCGACUGGAGCGAAGCCUACGAAAAGGCUUACAAGGUCGUGAGCAACAUGACAUUGGCCGAGAAAGUCAACUUGACAACUGGUACAGGUUUCUUUAUGGGCCCCUGCGUGGGCCAAACAGGCAGUGCGCCUCGAUUUGGUAUCCCGAAUAUCUGCCUGCAGGACUCACCUGUAGGAAUCCGGAAUUCAGACCACAACACUGCCUUCCCGCCGGGCAUUACAGUGGGUGCAACAUUCAACAAGGAUCUCAUGUAUGAGCGCGGUGUUGGACUCGGCGAAGAGGCUCGAGGCAAGGGCGUAAAUGUUCUUCUCGGGCCUGCUGUUGGUCCUCUUGGCCGCAAGCCACGUGGUGGUCGUAUUUGGGAGGCAUUCGGUGCCGAUCCAUCUCUGCAGGCUUUUGCAGGUGCUGAAACUAUCAAGGGAAUGCAGAGCACAGGUGCCAUUGCUGCUAUCAAACAUUUCAUUGGUAAUGAGCAGGAAAUGUUCCGCAUGAGCAGUAUCGUUACCAAGGGCUAUUCGUCCAAUAUUGAUGACCGCACAUUGCAUGAAUUAUAUCUUUGGCCUUUUGCUGAGGGUGUUCGUGCUGGUGUGGGAUCGCUUAUGACUGCUUACAAUGAUGUGAACAGCUCCGCCUGUAGCCAGAACAGCAAGCUGCUCAACGGAAUCCUAAAGGAUGAGCUUGGUUUCCAAGGAUUUGUCAUGACGGACUGGCUGGGCCACUAUACCGGCGUGGGUUCAGCGCUUGCUGGUUUGGAUAUGGCUAUGCCAGGUGACGGUGCUGUUCCUCUGUUUGGCGACAGCUAUUGGGGACCGGAGAUGUCACGCUCGGUUUUGAAUGGAAGUGUCCCUAUGGACCGCCUGAACGAUAUGGUCACCCGUAUUGUUGCGACUUGGUACAAGUUCGGUCAAGACAAGGACUACCCAUUGCCCAAUUUCUCUACCAACACCCAAGACAAGGAAGGCCCGCUUUACCCUGGUGCCCUCUUCUCUCCAUCUGGAGUUGUCAAUCAAUUCGUCGAUGUUACCGCAAACCACAAUGCCACAGUCCGCGCCGUUGCCCGAGAAGCCAUUACCCUGCUGAAGAAUGACAUGGACAUUCUUCCUCUAAGUCGCAACGAUAAUUUGAAAGUGUUUGGUACAGAUGCCGGAGGAAACCCAGAUGGCCUCAACUCAUGCACUGAUAUGGGAUGCAACAAGGGUGUUCUCACUAUGGGCUGGGGCAGUGGUACUGCCAGGUUCCCAUACCUCAUCACUCCCCAAGAGGCCAUUGCCAAUGUGACGGACAAUGUGGAAUUCCACAUCACCGACUCUUUCCCUUCGGAAGUCACCGCCAAUUCCAGCGAUAUAGCCCUUGUCUUUAUCAAUGCUGAUUCCGGUGAGAACUAUAUCACUGUCGAUGGAAACCCUGGAGAUCGAACCAACGCCGGCCUCAAUGCUUGGCACAACGGUGAUGACCUCGUGAAGGACGCAGCUAAGAAGUUCUCAAAUGUCGUGGUGAUUAUCCACACUGUCGGACCAAUCCUAAUGGAGGAAUGGAUCGAACUAGACUCUGUGAAAGCCGUCGUCGUGGCCCAUCUCCCCGGCCAAGAAGCAGGUAACUCACUGACCGAUGUCUUGUUCGGAGAUUACAGCCCCAGUGGACGCAUGCCAUAUACAAUUCCUAAGAGCGAAAAUGACUAUCCGGACAGCGUCAGCCUGAUCAACCAGCCAUUUGGCCAGAUCCAGGACACUUUCACCGAAGGUCUCUACGUCGACUACCGCCACUUUAUGAAAGCAAAUGUAACACCUCGAUACCCCUUCGGCCACGGUCUCUCCUACACAACUUUCAACUUCUCCCACCCCUCCUUGUCACUCAUUACCCCCUUGGACACAGCCUACCCGGCAGCCCGUCCCACUAAACCUGCCACACCAACCUACAAUACCAGCAUCCCAGCCGCAUCAGAAGUAGCCUGGUCAUCCUUCAAUUUCACCCGCAUCUGGCGUUACCUCUACCCAUACCUGGACAACCCCCAAUCCAUCAUCGCAUCCAAAAAAUACCCCUACCCAGAUGGCUACAGCGCAAAGCCACAUCCUGUUCCCCGCGCCGGUGGUGGCCAGGGUGGAAACCCAGCCCUCUUCGAAACAGCUUUCUCGGUCCAGGUCCAAGUCCAAAAUACAGGAGAGAGACACGGUAAGGCUGUUGCCCAGCUCUACGUUGAGCUUCCGUCUGCUAUUGGUCUUGACACGCCUGAGCUACAGCUGCGUCAAUUCGACAAAACCAAGGAGCUUGCCCCUGGUCAGAGUGAGACUUUGACACUAAAGAUUACUCGGAAGGAUGUUAGUGUUUGGGAUGUUGAUAUGCAGGAUUGGAAGGCUCCUGUUAAUGGACAGGGGAUUAAGAUCUGGGUUGGGAAUAGUGUUGCUGAUUUGCCUGUUCUGUGUACUGUUGGUGGAACCUGUUCAGCUGAAUAA